GUCCGUACACUCGCCAAUUUGGAUCUCCCGCAACAAUCGCUCCAAAUGAAUGUCAUUGAGAAGCGGCAACACUUGAAGUCGCUGCCGAUCUUACCGUACUCAGAGUGCAAAGCAGGAAUACUUAUUGGUUUGGACCAUGCCAAGCUUAGCCUGCCUUUAGAAAUUCGUGAGAGCAAAGAUGACGGCCUGAUUGCUACGCGUUGCAAACUAGGGUGGUCGGUUUAUGGUCGAGAUGGCCGCGAACAAUUGACGGAGGCGCGCUUAAUGCACAUUUGCCCCUGUACGAAAUAUAGUGAUUUGGACACUCUGAUGCGCUCGUACUUUUCUUUCGAGGCGGUUGGAAUUAGCCCAUAUGUUAAGCCUUUAGUUUCAACAGAAGAUGAGCGGGCUCUCAAAAUAAUGGAAAAAACGACCAGAUAUAUCGCGCAUGAGAAAAGGUGGGAAACGGGCCUCUUGUGGCGAUACGACCAUGUCGAUUUACCCGACUCCUAUGCUAUGGCUCGCAAGCGACUCGAAUGUUUGGAGAAGAAAAUGAAUAAAAACGCGGCCUUAAAGGAUUACCUUUAGAACGAAUAAAAGACUACAUAAUUAAAGGCUAUGUAAAAAGGUUAAAACCAUGUGAGGUUUCAAAUGGAGGCAAGUCGUGGUUUGUACCGAUGUUCACCGUCA
Rhagoletis pomonella (apple maggot) is the source of this 669-nucleotide messenger RNA. RefSeq lists its product as uncharacterized. The record is from RefSeq and is a predicted model, not a curated record. Lineage: Eukaryota; Metazoa; Arthropoda; Insecta; Diptera; Tephritidae.